CGAAGCUCCAGGUCAUCAACCAUUGACUGCCAAUCCAGAACGUCUUUUCUUAGGGCCAAUCCUUUAUUUUCAACCGACAAGAUGUGGGAAAUCCCAGAUGCUGAUCCCGAGGAGCCCGUCGAGACAAAGCCCUUCAAAUUCGUGACAGGUUUUGACGCUCGCUUCCCUAACCAAAAUCAGACCAAGCACUGCUGGCAGAACUAUGUCGACUAUCACAAGUGCAUAUUAGCCAAGGGUGAAGACUUCAAGCCCUGCCGACAGUUCUUCCUCGCUUACCGAUCUCUUUGCCCCAAGUCCUGGACUGACCGAUGGGAUGAUCAACGCGACGCCGGCAACUUCCCUGUUCGUCUUGACCGAUAAAGGAACUUCACCCAUAUGAAAAAAGACUCAUGAUGAAAAUGCUUGUAUACAGCUAGUCUUGCACAAUACAAAUGGGCAGAGUGUUUUUCGAGACCACUAAAUUUACAGGAAGUGUAUAUAACAGUGUGACAAUAAGUUUUCAAUUGGGAAUAUCGAUACUGUCAAAGUUCUUAA
Messenger RNA from Coccidioides immitis RS, 534 nucleotides. RefSeq names its product cytochrome c oxidase polypeptide vib. The transcript has 5 exons. The record is from RefSeq and is a predicted model, not a curated record. Gene Ontology annotation, cellular component: respiratory chain complex IV; mitochondrion. The coding region runs from base 82 to 360 and encodes 92 amino acids. Lineage: Eukaryota; Fungi; Ascomycota; Eurotiomycetes; Onygenales; Onygenaceae.